Messenger RNA from Linnemannia hyalina, 1356 nucleotides. The record is from the annotation of a GenBank genome assembly. NCBI's taxonomy places the organism in Eukaryota, Fungi, Mortierellomycota, Mortierellomycetes, Mortierellales, Mortierellaceae.
AUGACCCCCCAGGACAACCUCAACCUUCACCUGGCCGAAUCAAAAGCCAAGGACUUUCUCGACUCAUCCUUCGCCGCCUACAUGGACGACAACGACCCCCUCAAAGCACUCCGCGACGAGUUUGUCAUCCCCACCCGCGGUGAGAUUGCCCCAGGCGCAGACCGUCCCAACGAGCCCUGCACCUACUUCUGCGGAAACUCGCUCGGCCUCCUCCCCAAGGCCGUAGCCCGCUACGUGACCGAAGAACUCCAAGUCUGGGGCGAGGGCGCCGUCAACUCGCACUUCAAGCACCGGUUCGGCCGCCCCUGGGUCCGCAUUGAAGAAACCGUCCAAGAACAAUCCGCACGCGUCGUCGGUGCCAAAAAGGAUGAAGUCGCCAUCAUGAACACCCUCACCUCCAACCUCCAUACCCUCCUGGCGGCCUUCUAUACCCCUACCCAGGAGCGCCACAAGAUCUUGAUUGAAUCCAAGGCCUUCCCCUCGGACCAUUAUGCGGUUGAAUCGCAGAUCCGUUGGCACCAGAGGGAUCCUAAGGAUUCGCUGAUCUGUCAGGAGCCUCGUCAGGGGGAGAGUUUGUUGAGGACUGAGGAUAUCUUGGAGACGAUUGAGAAGCAUGGGCAUGAGAUUGCUGUUGUCUGCUUCUCUGGUAUUCAGUUCUACACUGGACAGUACUUUGAGAUGGAGAAAAUCACCAAAGCUGCUCAAGCCAAGGGAUGCAUCGUAGGCUGGGACUUGGCACACGCGGCAGGAAACGUCCCUGUGCAGCUGCACGACUGGAACGUCGAUUUCGCCUGCUGGUGCUCCUACAAGUACCUCAACUCGGGCCCUGGAGGCAUCGCUGGAAUUUUUGUCCACGAACGCCACGCCACCGACUUUAACCGCAACCGUCUUGCCGGCUGGUGGGGACACGACAAGGCCACCCGCUUUGACAUGGUCAAUGAGUUCAAGCCGAUUGCAGGAGCGGCAGGAUUCCAGCACUCCAACCCCUCAGUCCUGACCACAAGCGCCCUCCUCGGCUCCCUUUCCGUAUUCGAAAAAACCACAAUGACCGACAUGCGCAAGAAAUCCUUCCUCCUCACCGGAUAUCUAUACCACCUCCUCACAACCGAAUUCUCGACCGACGUUCUCGAAAUCAUCACCCCCGCCGAUCCAGAACAGCGAGGCGCCCAAUUGAGUUUGGUCUUCAAGAGAGGGAAGAUGAUGGAUAUUUUCGAGGGGUUGGCCAAGAGGGCUAUUGUUGGCGAUGAACGUAAACCAGAUGUUAUUCGAGUUGCCCCUACGCCUUUGUAUACCCGGUUUGAGGAUGUGAGGCUCUUUAUUGUUAACCUCAAGGAGCUCGUUGCCGAAUUUUAUUAG